Cyprinus carpio (common carp) is the source of this 443-nucleotide messenger RNA. It is a transcript of the gene mrpl53, whose product is annotated as mitochondrial ribosomal protein L53. NCBI's taxonomy places the organism in Eukaryota, Metazoa, Chordata, Actinopteri, Cypriniformes, Cyprinidae. Gene Ontology annotation, cellular component: mitochondrial large ribosomal subunit. The record is from RefSeq and is a predicted model, not a curated record.
GUAUUUUACGUUGACAGCCCGGCUGCAUACGUCAACAGCAGGUGAAAGGUCAUGUAGGAAAAGAUGGCGGCGUCCAGGGGAGCAGUAGUGUUAAAGACUGUUAAGAAAAUCAUUGUACAGUUUUGCCCAUUUGAAUCUAAUGUCCGCUCCACAAGAGAGUUUCUCAUUGUGGUCGGGUCUGAAAAAGCCAGAGCCACAAAUAUGAACUGUGAAGUUAUCACAGAAGUAAAGCAUGACCGAUCCGAGCCUACGAUUGACAUCACAUUUUUGGAUGGAGAGAGGCUGCUGAUGAAGGGAUCCAAACUAACCACACAAGAAUUGCUCUCAGCCUUACAAACCCGAUGCAGUGCUAAAGACCCUCAAGCUAAAGCAGGAGACAAAAAGUAGUCUAGUUCUUUUGUAUUUAUAUGUCUCUUCAUGUGUAAUAAAAUUGUUAUCUAUCA